GUAUCCCCGCAGUCGCCGGCACCUGUCCCCGCAGCCAAUCAGCGCCCGCGCUGCUGGGAACCUAGCUGUCAGCAAAACCCCAACACCCAAACCUCAACAUAAAUCAAACACUGCCCUAGGCCGGGGAUGUCUGUGUCGCGCCCGCACUAGGGACGCGCGGUCAGCAGAGCCCCAGCGCCGCUCGGGUGGCCGCAGCCGGGAGCAGGAAGAUGUCGAAUGAACUUGACUUCAGGUCUGUGCGGCUGCUGAAGAACGACCCAGUCAACUUUCAGAAGCUCCCCUACACCAGCGAGGAUGAGGCCUGGAGGACGUACCUGGAAAACCCCUUGACAGCCGCCACGAAGGCCAUGAUGAGAGUCAACGGUGACGACGACAGCGUGGCAGCCCUGAGCUUCCUCUACGACUACUACAUGGGCCCCAAGGAGAAGCGGAUACUGUCUUCCAGCACCGCGGGCCGAAAUGACCAAGGAAAGAGGUUCUACCACAGCAUGGAAUAUGAGACGGACCUCACUCCCCUCGAAAGCCCCACGCACCUCAUGAAAUUCCUAUCAGAGAACGCGCCUGGAACCCCAGAGUACCCAGAUCUGCUCAAGAAGAACAGCCUGAUGAGCUUGGAGGCAGCUGUGCCCAACCCUGGCAAGGCAGCUCCCCUCCCCGCCGGCCCCAGCAAGCUGGAAGUGGGCUCUGAGGACAGCUACCUUUUGCCCCCCAGUGAUAUGUACGAUACCGGCUCCCUCAACUCCUUGUUUGAGAGCAUUCAUGGGGUGCCACCCACACAGCGCUGGCAGCCAGACAGCACCUUCAAAGAUGACCCUCAGGAGUCGCUGCUCUUCCCAGAUAUCCUGAAAGGAUCCCCGGAACCCCCGUGUGCAGAGGACUAUCCUAGCCUCAAGAGUGACUUUGAGUACACCCUGGGCUCCCCCAAAGCCAUCCACAUCAAGUCCGGCGAGUCGCCCAUGGCCUACCUCAACAAGGGCCAGUUCUACCCUGUCACCCUGCGGACCCCAGCAGGUGGCACAGGCCUGGCCCUGUCGUCCAACAAAGUCAAGAGCGUGGUGAUGGUCGUCUUCGACAAUGAGAAGGUGCCCGUGGAGCAGCUGCGGUUCUGGAAGCACUGGCACUCCCGGCAGCCCACCGCCAAGCAGCGUGUCAUCGACGUGGCUGACUGCAAAGAGAACUUCAACACUGUGCAGCACAUCGAGGAGGUGGCCUACAACGCCCUGUCCUUCAUGUGGAAUGUCACCGAGGAGGCCAAGAUUUUCAUUGGCGUCAACUGCCUGAGCACAGACUUUUCCUCGCAGAAGGGGGUGAAGGGUGUCCCCUUGAAUUUGCAAAUUGACACCUAUGACUGUGGCUCGGGCACUGAGCGCCUGGUGCACCGCGCAGUCUGCCAGAUCAAGAUCUUCUGCGACAAGGGAGCUGAGAGGAAGAUGCGGGAUGAUGAGCGGAAGCAGUUCCGCAGGAAGGUCAAGUGUCCGGACUCCAGCAGUGGCAUCAAGGGCUGCCUGCUGUCGGGCUUCAGGGGCAACGAGACCACCUACCUGCGGCCUGAGGCCGACCUGGAGACCCCACCGGUGCUGUUCAUCCCCAACGUCCACUUCUCCAGCCUGCAGCGCUCUGCAGGGGCGGUCACCUCAGCAGGACACGGCAGCUCCAACAGGCUGCCCCUGAAGCGCACCUGCUCGCCCUUUGCCGAGGAGUUUGAGCCUCUCCCCUCCAAGCAAGCCAAGGAAGAUGACCUUCAGAGAGUGUUGUUAUACGUACGGAGGGAGACCGAGGAGGUGUUCGACGCCCUCAUGUUGAAGACCCCGGACCUGCAGGGGCUGAGGAAUGCGAUCUCUGAGAAGUACGGGUUCCCUGAAGAGAACAUUUACAAAGUCUACAAGAAAUGCAAGCGGGGGAUCUUGGUCAACAUGGAUGACAACAUCAUCCAGCACUACAGCAACCAUGUGGCCUUCCUGCUGGACAUGGGGGAGCUGGACGGCAAGAUUCAGAUCAUCCUGAAGGAGCUGUAGGGCCCACGCCCCCAAACCCCAGACCCGGGAAGUGGCCCGUGCCACACCCAGCCUCUCUGCAUGCCUCAGUGCUGUUACUUGAAUGUGCUCCUUGAGGGAAGUGGCCCCCAAGUCACAGACCCCAGCCGUCAAGCCAAGAAGGGACUCCGAGGGUCUGCCGAUCCGAACUCCAUCCUUGCUUGAAUCCUGCCAGUGCCCGCCCACCAGAUGCAGCGCCCUGGUC
Molecule: messenger RNA, 2238 nt
Organism: Marmota monax (woodchuck)
Lineage: Eukaryota; Metazoa; Chordata; Mammalia; Rodentia; Sciuridae
Gene: Grhl3
Product: grainyhead like transcription factor 3
Exons: 16
Coding region: 210-2015 (601 amino acids)
Biological process (GO): regulation of transcription by RNA polymerase II
Cellular component (GO): nucleus
Molecular function (GO): DNA-binding transcription activator activity, RNA polymerase II-specific; RNA polymerase II cis-regulatory region sequence-specific DNA binding
Source: RefSeq, a predicted model, not a curated record